Messenger RNA from Spirodela intermedia, 5589 nucleotides. The record is from the annotation of a GenBank genome assembly. NCBI's taxonomy places the organism in Eukaryota, Viridiplantae, Streptophyta, Magnoliopsida, Alismatales, Araceae.
AUGUGGGACGAGUGGGUGGAGGAUGCGAUGGGGAGAUUGGCGGCCCUGAAGGUUGUCCGCGUCGCGAAGCCCAUCUCUCUGCCCUUCCCAAUCGAUGAGCUGGACGCCGCCGGUGGGAAGCUCGAGAACUUUGCGGAUGGCCCGCGGCCGGAGGACCGUUCAGCCGUGGAAGUGGAGAUGGAUGAGUUCACCUAUAAGAUGUGGGCCUGUGGGGAUACGGUGUCAGGUUAGCUCCCAACUAGUGUCGUGGCCCUGAUCUUUCUUCGGAGGACGUUGAAGGAGGAAGGGGGAGGAUAAUGCUUUCUAGAAAUAUUCUCCAAGGCUGGUUUGUCAUCGUUUAUCUUCCUUUGUUUGAUCGAGCUCUUUUCAGGCGACGAGGUCGCCCUCAAGGAAGAAAAGCCGUUCAGGAAGUUGCUCUUGUUCUCUGGGAACGAUUACUUGGGUCUCGGCACUCAUCCAACGGUGAGAAGUGCCGCUAUAAAGGUAUUUGCUCGAGACGUUCCUACUGUUUUGAGUUUUGUAGUGUAAAACUUGAAUAUCUUCUUUACUAUUUCCAUUUGGAGUUACUUCUCAGGCAUCUCAAGAACAUGGGAUGGGUCCGAGAGGUUCCGCGUUGAUCUGUGGCUAUACAAAUUACCAUAAGCUCCUAGAAGAUUCACUUGCAAGUUUGAAGAAGAAGGAGGUGAUUCGAAUUUAUCCAUAAAUGAAGCUCUGAAACGUCCAUGUUAGUUUCCUGGAGGACGUUUUCUUCUUUUCUGUUGUCGAUAGGUUGUCUGAAGGGAAGCAAUGCGUAAAUUAAAAGGUGGUAAUAUAGUUUCAGAAAUACCGGGAAGGAAAAUCUGUCAUCAGCAAUCACUAUGAAGUUCAUAUCAACCUGAUAUUUCUAACAAUUAUUUAUAUCAGAAUGUCAUGACAUACCGGGGACAGAAAACUCAUUUAUGAACUAAUCUGAAAUAUCUAAUCUAUAGCAACGUGCACAUACAUAAUGCAUUCAUCCAAAUUAUUUUUCUGUUGUCAUACCUCUUGCUGAUGAUUCAUCCACUCUACUGAAGUGGCUGAAAAAUUUUGCGACUCUGUAGACAUAUGACAACCUCAGGAGAUUUAUUAUGCCAGGGUUGGAUAGCAAUGAAGAGUUUCAAAGAUUGGUUUUUAACAGUUCUUCGAGUGAGUCGGAAAAGUUGCCUAUUAGUUAACAUAGCAUACCGUUAUACUACAAACUUAAAUGACAAGACCGAAGGUAUUUUUAAACCCAUUAAAAAACAUACUGAACAAGUGGAAAGGUAGAUGCAAUGGAGCAGGUGGCUGGAACAGUCUUCUGUGUUGUGUUUUCUAUGACUCCUAAUCUAAUGUCCUAUGUUCCAGGCGCAAUAAGAUUGAGCGAAUUAGAGGAUUUCUUUGUGUGGAGCAAAGGUUUCUGUGGAAAUGUUAUUUCACGAUGGAGUAAGCCUAACUUUGCAAAACCAGGGUAGAGGGUGGAUUCAGUGAUAAGGACCCUAUAAGGUUUAACACGCAUCAGAUGGGAAGUGACUGUGGUAGCUUUUGGAUGGUCACAUAAUAUCUGAAUUUGGAUCAUCUAAUGUCGUGUCUAACCGGUGAGCGGAAGUGUCUUUCUCCUUAAUGAUAUGUAUGUCCACAGCUGUUGGCGUGUGUGUAAACAUCCCAUGAUUGUGGUUGGAGAUAUAAAGGAUCGGUUUUAAGGCCUUUUUUUUUGGAAAUAACAUAAAUAUAGCUAUUGUCCAUAACAUGACAAGUGGUUGCACAUCCCUCAGUUCACCUCUGGUUCAUUCCAAGGAAUGGAGCCACCAUUGGCCACAUCAGCAUGCUUCAUCUCACCUGAAGAGACAAUACCUACUGUGUUGUAUCGCUCUAAACGAGAUUUUUCAAUAAUAAGGUCGUGGAGUUAUGGUCCAUGAUUCCCUGGAUGUAAAAAGUAAAGAGCGGAACAGUUCUCAAAUAAAGGAAAAAUUGCUCCUUGCUCAAAGACAGAAACCAUGACUGUUUUGAAUGAUUUUCAUCGAGGGUUUGCCAUUUAAUGAUCAAUGAGUCAGACAAUGACACUGUAGCAUGCUGGGAAACUAUGGUAAUGUUGUCUGUUAAUUCAUUAAAGAGGACCUCAACUUUGUGAGACGGAAUGCCGCGUUGAAAGGAAAAAAGUGCGUCUAAAGUUGGAUACCUUCUCUGGUUUAGCUAACCUGGGUGAACGAAAUUAGAGAAGGACAUAACUUGGCAGAACACGGUGUGGGGUUCAGAUUCGAUAGUGUGUUAAUUUUCAGUCAUCCAAUCACAUAUGUUGCAGGAGAAAGAUCCCAAUACAUUUUUUGAAGUGCUUUUGUACAAUGAUCAUGCUAGACGUUACUACAAUGAACGAGAAAAGGAAUUCGAAAGAGAUGGCCCUCUUCUUGUUGGGUAAUUUGAUUUCUGAUCAAUCGCUAUUAUAUUGUCAUUUCUGCUUUCGUGUUCUUCUCUAUGAGGGUGUCUUGUUGUUUGGAUUUUUCCUCUUCUCUCUUUAUAAUGUGUGAACCUGCUUCAUAGUUACAUGCACAAUCUUUUAAGCAUUCCUUAAAACAUUUUUUUUUUCCUCCAGAGCUGUGUCAUAUGCCCAACAGGUUUCGCUGCCAACAUGGCUUUCAUAUCGGCUCUAGGAAGCAUAAGUUCAAUCUUAGCUGUUGGUAGAAAACCGUCCAAAGGGGAAAAGAUUGCCAUAUUUUCUGAUGCUUUGAACCAUGCAUCUAUAAUUGAUGGUAUCCAUCUUGCUGAGAGGAGACAAGAAGUCGAGGUCUUUAUAUACAGACACUGUGAUAUGGCUCAUCUUGAUGCUCUGCUGUAGGUUUUCUUAUUAAAACUUACUUUAGGUUUUUAUCUCAAAUAUCUUAUCGACAAUCUUAAAUCAACAGAUCGCAUUGCACAAUGGAGAAGAAAGUUGUCAUCACUGAUAGGUAAAAACACGUCUCUGACAAGUGCAUUGAUUUCUGGUAGAUUUGUAUAUUCACUCUGGUUGCAGGGUUGGUCUGUUGAUCGUUAUGAUUACAGAUGUUGGGGAUCUGAAUUUUUCUCUUGAUAUUCAGAAGCAAAUGCAUCUUUAAUUAAUGUUUUUGGACUCUGUUAUUAGUCAUCUUCUAAGUGCGGUCUUGCAUAUUUUCAUGUAGUUUGUUUAGUAUGGAUGGAGAUUUCGCUCCUAUGGUACAGCUUGUUAGGCUCCGCAAGAAGCACAACUUUUUGUUUGCCAUUGAUGAUGUAGGUGCGGUGAAGUUUCUCAAUGUUCUUUAAAGUUCCAAGAUAGUUGUCUAAUGAUGAAGGAUUCGCCUGUUCUUCUCUCAGGCACAUGGCACAUUUGUUUGUGGAAAUAGUGGUGGUGGUGUUGCAGAGCUAUAUGAUUGUGAAGACGAUGUGGACAUUUGUACCGGAACCCUGAGCAAGGCAGCAGGCUGCCAAGGAGGAUUUGUUGCUUGCAGGUGACAGUAUGCAGUCAAUGUUCUCAAGCUCUCUUUUUUAUCUUUCUUCAGUGAAAGAGUGGAAAAUUCUAUUCUGAGGAAAUGCUAUAUGUGAUGUACAACUGUAUUCAUAGUCUCUGUAUCUCCAUGCAUAUUGUGUAUCCCUAUUAUCAUCAUUGGAUAUUUCUCUAUUAUUUCAAUUAUUUUUAAAGGAAUGCAAAUUCUUGGUUGCAACACCCUUGUGAGCUCCCAGGUACCUUGUUGGGGUUUAGCGACAAUCAUCAGCUUUCCGCUGUAAGAAAUGUUUUCCAUGAUGGGACACGAAUAUUUUUUCGAUUCCCAGAUACAAUUAAAAAUCAAUAGGAAAGACGCAAGCCAUGUUUCAGGCUGAAUGACCGAACUCAAGCUGCAAAAACGCGAAAGUAUGGAAAGUUUGUCGGAAAUAAAACUGAUUUUAUUUCAAAUUCACACAGCCCAUCCCUACAGAUGGUUUAAAGAGAGAUCAAGGAAAAAAAUGGUUGAAGAAAAUGACUUGCCCCACAAUUAGUGAUAUGAUACGAUUGUUCAUUUUUUUCUGAUUAGAUAUGCUCGGUUUGCUCGUUUCAGGAGCUAUUGCCAUUAAGUUUAUCAUAAGAUCCCGAUUUCCAUAGAAUGUUGUCUUUCGGGUGUAUUACAGAAUUUCCCUCCUGGCCUUGACAUUUAUGCUGAUAGUCUCAAUGCUAUGUCUUAUGUUCUGACUUCGGCGUUUGAUGAUGAUUACCCCGAAAUUAUCUUUGUUGUCAAUGAAGAUGAUGGGGACAAUCGGAGACUGUCUCUCCUUUGACAUUUUUUGUAUAUAUAUAUAGCUCAAGAGCCUAAAGAAGGGCUGAAAAGGGGCAUAUAUAAAAUAGAAAGAGACAUUACUGGGAAUGUACUAUCCUUUCUCAUUGAUCUUGAACAAAACUGGAUGUUAUAAGCCGGCGGUGACUGGAUGUUAUAAGCCGGCGGUGGAAGCCAUAUUUUUGAAGCAGCAUUCUUGCAGCAAUUUAACGAUGAUAUUUUCUUGGUUUUAGUAGAUGAUUGUAUAUCCUCAUGCUCCGUUUCUCACUGAUGGCUGCUGAACAGCGCAAAAUGGAAACAACUCAUACAGUCACGAGGCCGUUCAUUCAUAUUUUCAACUGCUCCCCCGGUUCCCAUUGUAGCAGCUGCUCAUGGUAAUGGACGAGCCCUGAAUUUUUUGAAUUUUUUGCUAAAUAUACGCACCUUAUGUUAUCUGCCUCAUCGGUCUAGUUUUCUUUUACAUUCGUAACCAUAACCAUCUGGUUGUCAAGAAACAGAAACGAGACCAUCAUCCUCUUAUGAGGCAAGUAAACGAUUUUCAUGAUCCCCGGGAAACCUUCGCAUUUCAUUGCCACAUUGGACACCACAUAGCCAAGCAUUUGGUAGAAGGAUGCAUCCUCCAUGGUUAGGAUCGUUACUGGUUGACAGCCUUCUGUCAGAUGAUCGUCAGCCCCAAGGCUCCAAGAUUCAAAUGGGUUAGUACACUGUAGGUCUCAUCCCUCAUCUGAGUGUGGGCACACCCCUGUGGAGUCGUAUCUUCUCUUAAACAUAUGGCACCUGUCUUUUCCAAGGAUCUCUACUGAAUUUUUUCUGAUUAUUUCUGCCCAUGAACUGGCAGCUGCUAUAAUCGUGGCUGGGAAGGAGAAAUGGCGUAGAAGGGAACUUUGGAGUAGGGUGCAGGAAUUCUCUGCAUUGACUCAACUGCAGGUUACCAGCCCCAUCAUAUCUCUGGUUGUUGGCAGUGAAGAAGCUGCGCUCCAUGCAAGCAGGUUUAUCUGGUUUCUAUUUCAAGAAAUUUUUCUCUUAUUGGCUGAUCAGCUGACUUGUAUUUAUCGUAUGAUGGAUCAGAUAUAUGGUGAAGUGUGGGUUCCAUGUGACUGCGAUCAGACCUCCCACAGUCCCUGCCAAUUCAUGCAGGUUCUUAUUUUAUCCAAAUUAAGAGUACUAUUUCUAGUGUUUGUAAUGCUCAUGGCAGUUAAUCUCUGCUUCCAGGUUGAGGUUGACUUUGUGUGCAGCACACACUUCAGAUGAUAUUAAGAUGCUGGUGGAUGCCUUGUCCCUUUACAUCGAGCUCCCUGCUAAGAAAAGUAGAAGCGUUCAUCUAGGUUCUAGGCUUUAG